Messenger RNA from Impatiens glandulifera, 1143 nucleotides. RefSeq lists its product as uncharacterized. The coding region runs from base 101 to 988 and encodes 295 amino acids. Gene Ontology annotation, cellular component: cytoplasm; NatA complex. Gene Ontology annotation, molecular function: N-acetyltransferase activity. The record is from RefSeq and is a predicted model, not a curated record. The transcript is spliced from 4 exons. Gene Ontology annotation, biological process: mitotic sister chromatid cohesion. NCBI's taxonomy places the organism in Eukaryota, Viridiplantae, Streptophyta, Magnoliopsida, Ericales, Balsaminaceae.
UAAUACAAAUCUCCACAUUUUAUUCAUGAGAGAGAAGAAGAAAGGAAUAGGUACUACUCGAAUGUGGAUGAAAGCAUAACAACUUUAACUAGCUACGCAAAUGGCUAGCAUACAAUCAAACAUCAUCCAUGUCAUUUCAAAAACAGUACUCACCAGUGGAGAAACAUCUGGUGGUUUUCAUAAGAACAGAUCAUCAGUUCUUGAUUUUCCUAGAUUUCAAGAUUCCAAGAUUUCAAGACAAUUAGCUUGGAAGAGACAAAUAUAUACAGUGUCCCGCAGCAGCAACAGCUCGGAACACAAGGAAGUAGGCCUCGUCGUCGGAACUGUCGGUACCGACGACGAAGACCAUGAUGAUGAAGAAGGGCAAUUUGGGUAUUUGGUAAGAGAGUAUGGAUGGAGAGUGAGGAGAUUAGAUGAGAAAGACCAAGUUGAAUUGAAUAGUGUUGCUCAAGUUCAAGCCCAAGCGUUUCAUGUCCCUGUUUUUCUAUUUGAUGAUUUCUUCCUUCAAUUCUUUCAGGCUGAAGUACUUUCAGCCCUUUUAUACAGACUCCGGAAUUCAGCUUCAAACAGAUACGCAUGCUUAGUCGCAGAGCGAGAUCAAAAUUCACCCGAAGAGCUCGUAGGCGUUGUAGAUGUCACCGUUCAAAGAGACUAUACAGUUCUUGAGCAUCUACCUGAAAGAGUAAAUGAAUAUCUUUAUGUUUCUGGAAUUGCAGUUUUAUCCACUUUCAGCUUUGUUUACAAAACAAUGUGCAGGAGGAUGAAAAUAGCUACAGCUUUGCUAAAAGGUUGUGACAUUCUAUCAACUGUUUGGGGUUUCAAAUAUCUAGUUCUAAGGGCUUAUGAAGAUGACAUAGGUGCCCUAAAGCUGUACACAAGUGCAGGAUAUAUGAUUGUUUCAGGUGAUCCUCCAUGGUUAACUUCAUGGAUUGGAAGGAAACGUCGCGUUUUACUCGUCAAGAGAACUAAUGUUGUUUCCUCCUUUUGAUCAAUCAUCAAUAUUAUUAUCAUUCCUUAAAACCUAACCAACAAAAAGAAGACCUAUGAAGAAUCAUUUGAAAGCUUAGUAGCAAAAGCCUCUGGUUAUUUGAGAAUUUCAAUUAACAUUUCAACCAAAAUACAAGAUUCACCAUAUGAUUUUAA